UGUCUUCCUACACGUCAGGAGGAAGACAGUGUUUGAAGAAUCUUUCUGCUGUGGUCAGAGUAUAGCAUCACAGGGAAUCCUACCUUUUAACGUGGAAUCUGAACCACAUGGACCACUUCAAAUACCUUUGGAUACAGAGCAGAGCAAAUCUUGCAUGGCGUGGUAUUUUAGAAUUAUUGUAUUAUACCGUUUUCUUAGGUGCAGUUUUUAAUUUUUUCUCUAUUUUAGGAUUCCCAUGCGACACUUGUGGCAAACAGUACAAACGCAAAUCAUCGGUAAGGGAACACAAACGUUUCGAAUGUAUGAAAGAGCCUCAAUUUGCAUGUCCUGCUUGCGAAUAUAAAGCAAAGUUGAAGGGAACUCUCAAAAAACACAUGAUCAAUAGACAUUGUUUAAACAUCGAUCUUUAUUAUAAAAAAAAUUAAUAAAAUUUU
This is a messenger RNA of Psylliodes chrysocephalus, 434 nucleotides long. Lineage: Eukaryota; Metazoa; Arthropoda; Insecta; Coleoptera; Chrysomelidae. The record is from the annotation of a GenBank genome assembly.